UACCAUAGCGGUAUAGCCUAACAUUUUGUGAUUACGUUUUCGGACGCCACGCUCUUUUUCAGUCUUGCCCACGUUCCUGAAUCUUGUAAGUAAAAGAUUUCGGCUUGCGGGUUUUACUCGAAUUCUUCAUUCGCGUUUUUGUGUCUGCAACCUAACACAAGACAGGAACCAUGGACAAACCAGUAGUGUUAUCUCGCGUAUUGAAGGUCUUGGGCCGUACCGGUUCCCAGGGCCAAUGUACCCAAGUCAAAGUUGAAUUCAUCGGCGAACAAAACCGUCAGAUCAUCAGGAACGUCAAAGGACCCGUGCGCGAGGGUGACAUUCUCACGCUGCUCGAGUCUGAGAGAGAAGCUAGAAGACUUCGAUAGGAUUAUCCUGUAGAUGUAUCCAAUUCUGUUGAAUUGUUCUUGCUGGUGGAUACUGUUGCUGUUGCUGUUGUUGCUGUUCUGAGUGUACGUCUACAUGAAUUGUUCACCAUUCUUAUAAUGUAAACUGCAUUAUUAAUAAAGUGUAUACUACAAACAAUAGAAA
Molecule: messenger RNA, 531 nt
Organism: Metopolophium dirhodum (rose-grain aphid)
Lineage: Eukaryota; Metazoa; Arthropoda; Insecta; Hemiptera; Aphididae
Product: small ribosomal subunit protein eS28
Exons: 3
Coding region: 171-368 (65 amino acids)
Biological process (GO): translation; maturation of SSU-rRNA; ribosomal small subunit assembly
Cellular component (GO): cytosolic small ribosomal subunit; ribosome
Molecular function (GO): structural constituent of ribosome
Source: RefSeq, a predicted model, not a curated record